AUGAAGAUGUCAAGAAUACGAGAUUUAAUAGCCAGGCCGUUCCAGAACCUUACAGCUUUAGAGAAAGUGGUACAAUGGUUACGAUUAGGGACUACAUUGCUCAUAAUUUCUUUCGGGUUAGCGUUGACUGUUGGACCCCUUUCCUCGCCAAGAACAUUGUACAUGUCGCGACUGGAUACCUACUCUGCUGAUAUUACGACGGGUUUAUUUACCGUAUUGAGAGAAUCUAUGGAGCAAUCGACGUCUACAGAAGAAAAUAAUGGCGUAGGCCUAACAACAUCUGAACUGUAUAUACUAACUGCUUACACCGAAAGUCAAAUAAAAAAUGUUCCUCAGUACAUCACAGUGUCGCUUUAUGGGAGAUGCGAUUCGACAUACACCAUGGUGGAAGUAUUUGACUCUGAAGGAAAUAUGCAUAGCGUAAAGAAUUCGACUACUAAAAGCAGCUGCAGUACCAUAGGAACAGACUAUCUUUUUGAUUAUCGUGAGGUUUUAGAAAACUUAGGUUUAGAUAUUAUUUUGGAUUAUGCCUACAACAAAAUCGGUUCACAACAGGCAGAGAGUUCUGCAUACACGACCUACAUGAAGAGCCUAAAACAUAAAAAGGCCAACGUGUUACAUCUACUCUAUGCAGUUAUUAGUUUCCAGGUGUGUAUGCUAUUUUUCAUGAUAUGGUACUACUACAUAAAGGGAAGAUUUAUGAACGCCCUCAAAGAAAGGGCACUUGUUCACAUUAACUCUCUGCUAUCGCUGGUUGUUUUCAUUGGGGGCUUAACAAGUAGCAUAAGUCUUGCCUGGGUUAACUACACUAUUCAAUCCAGAAUCAACACAGAAUUAGAGGCCUUUGGAUUUUCUUACCAUCUUGGAGUUACGUGGUUUGCCCUCCUAUGGUGCUUUGCAGGUUUAAUUUCUGUGUCAUGCUUAGCCUGGUCUGGCUUAGAAUGGUGUAUUUCCGAUAAUGGCACGUCUUAUGGAGGUGGGAUCGAUGAUAAAUUCUUGGGUUAUCAAGCCGGUGUAUUUACUGAUGCAGAUCUGGAUGAUGAAAUUCCUCACAAUCAACGUUAUCCACAGCGACAGUCUACUUCAGGUGAGGCUGAACUGAUGAGGAACAGUGAUACCAUGGCAACAAUAGGAAAAACUACUGAUAAUGACUUAAAUAGUGCAGAUAAUGUUAACACCAAUUUGGAUCAUGGAAAUCAUAUUGCAGGUGUAGGCAAUAGCGACAGACACAAAUCAUUUGUUAGUAGAGAGGAAUUCGAAUUGCAGGACAUAAGAUUCCGGUCAAGCAACGACAGUGAAGAGAGUAUGCAAAGGAUUAUCAAGCCUUCAUCUGCAUUACAGUUUUAA
Molecule: messenger RNA, 1347 nt
Organism: Saccharomyces paradoxus
Lineage: Eukaryota; Fungi; Ascomycota; Saccharomycetes; Saccharomycetales; Saccharomycetaceae
Gene: ECM7
Product: Ecm7p
Exons: 1
Coding region: 1-1347 (448 amino acids)
Biological process (GO): fungal-type cell wall organization
Cellular component (GO): plasma membrane; cell cortex of cell tip
Source: RefSeq, a predicted model, not a curated record